UUCACAUCAUAUCCAAAUUUCGUGACUGCAGUUACGCACAAUAUAGAGAACGAACCUCAUCAGGAUGAUGUCCUACCAAAACACAGAUUUAUCAAAAACAAGAGCGUAUUAAUGACGGAGGAAUUUGCGCAAUGACAUAAUUACACGCUCCCCAGCCUAUCCAAUGAGUCGCGGCAGCGGAGUGAGUGACUCGUGAGUCUAUUCGCAGCUGCUCCGUCGCUUCCACGAUCCACUCCAGUCCGGAUUUGGCAAGGAAAGGAACAGCUGCUGUAACGUUUUAGCAAUUUCAGGAGAGAAGGAGCAGCGGUGAGACAUGCGGGGUGUAGAGGAGUCGCUCCAGCAGCAGCGGAGACCGGACGAGCAGCAGCGGCGGCAGUAGAGGAUCAUGGCCGAGGACUAUUGGGAGCGCUCGGCGGCUUUGGGAUAUUAUUACUGCUGUUAAGAUUACACGACAACACACACUCACUCACACAAGCACACACGGAUCUCAACUCCACGGGGCGGUUGAACAGUGGCAGCCCCUCCACCUCCCUCAUCUCGGCCCCCCGCACCCCCACUGAUGGACCGCAUGAGGAAGAUCAAGCGGCAGCUGUCCCUGACGCUGCGAGGGGGUAACAGCGGGGACAAGACCUUGAGCGAGACCAUCAGCUCUCAGGACACAGGAGCACAUAGCGAUUCCGAGGCCAUGCCAGUUGGCGGCAGUGGUGGUCUGCGGGGUUCAGUGAGAGGUUCGGGGGGUUCCUUCAGCAUGCACUCCCUCCUGCAGUCCUACAGCAGCGCCCUGCGCAGACCACGCACCCUGGGCCGCAGUCUCAGCUCCUAUCUCAACCACACCACGCGCCUCGAAAUCGUCCACGAGGAUGUAAAAAUGGGUUCGGAUGGCGAAAGCGAUCAGGCUUCGGCCACGUCCUCCGAUGAGGUGCACAGCCCCGUCCGAGUUCGUCUGAGAAACAACCCCGGUCGCAAAAUUUCCACAGAGGACAUAAACAAACGUCUGUCUCUGCCUGCCGAUAUCAGGCUUCCUGAUGGCUACCUGGAGAAAUUCAGCCUCAACAGCCCCCUGUUUGACAAACCGCUCAGCCGGAGAUUACGCAGAGUAUCGCUGUCUGAGAUCGGAUUUGGGAAGUUGGAGACGUAUGUGAAACUGGAUAAACUAGGAGAGGGCACCUACGCUACAGUAUAUAAGGGUCGCAGUAAGUUGACGGAUAACCUGGUGGCUCUGAAGGAGAUCCGCUUGGAGCACGAGGAGGGAGCUCCGUGCACUGCUAUUAGAGAAGUGUCUCUGUUGAAGGACCUGAAGCACGCCAAUAUUGUGACUCUUCAUGACAUCAUCCACACUCAGAAGUCUCUUACGCUCGUGUUCGAGUACUUGGAUAAAGACCUGAAACAGUACCUGGAUGACUGUGGAAACUGCAUUCAUAUGCACAAUGUCAAGCUGUUCCUGUUUCAGCUGUUGCGUGGUCUGAACUACUGUCACAGACGCAAAGUCCUUCACCGAGACCUCAAGCCCCAAAAUCUCCUGAUCAACGACCGCGGGGAGCUAAAGCUGGCUGACUUUGGUCUGGCACGAGCAAAGUCGAUUCCCACCAAGACCUACUCCAAUGAGGUGGUGACGCUCUGGUACCGCCCCCCUGACAUCCUAUUGGGCAGCACAGACUAUUCCACUCAGAUUGACAUGUGGGGUGUUGGCUGUAUCUUCUACGAGAUGUCUACAGGUCGACCCUUGUUCCCGGGCUCCACGGUGGAGGAGGAGCUGCACUUUAUCUUCAAACUGCUCGGUACGCCCACAGAGGAGACCUGGCCCGGAAUAACCUCUAACGAGGAAUUCAUCUCCUAUAACUACCCCCGUUACCGCGCCGACUGUCUCCACAACCACACUCCGCGAUUGGACAAUGACGGAGUCGAACUUCUGUCGAAACUGCUGCAGUUUGAGGGGAAGAAGCGGAUUGCAGCAGAGGAAGCCAUGAGACACCCAUACUUCCACUGCCUGGGAGAGAGAAUUCUCACACUGCCAGACACUACAUCAAUAUUUGCACUUCAAGAAGUUCAGCUGGAGAAGGAGCCCGGAAUGAGGACGAAUUCCCUGUCAGAAUCAGUCAACAGCAUAUCUCAACGGCAGAGUCUGCUCUUCUGAGGGCGUGCGGUCCGGCUCGGGACGGGGAAGGACGGAAGAGGACGCGUCGAGACGCUUCCUGACGCGACGACGAAGGGAUAUCUGUUUUUCGUUUCUCCGUCUGAGUCCUGUGGCAUUAUGUGUUAGAAGGGGUCACUGUAGUUGUUUACAUGGAGAGGCUGAGGAUGUUGAUUUGUGUAUUGUUUUCUUUGUUUCGAAUAAUGCACUUCCCCUUCCCUGUUCGCAUUACAAACACGUUCUUCCUGUUUUGCCGCGGUCGCGUCAGUCCAGCCGCCGUAAUCAACCGAUCAGACGCGGAAUGUUAUGGGAUGACGGGACCCUUCAUCCUUUGACUGAAACCAGUCGACCUGUUUUCUUUGCAAUACUUCUCAAUUGUAAUGUAAAAAGGAAGGCCAGUUUAUGAAGGAGCGUGUCAUGCUGUUAAUAUCCAGAAGCCAAGUCACUCUAGUCUUCCAGAAAAUAGUCCCCUUCAUUAGUCUCAUCAGCCCUCCCAUCCAAAGACGAAGGUUUAGUACUAUGCCAACACAACGGUUCAUCAUAAUCAACCUGUUAUUUGUAUUCAUAAGGACAUUGACGACAUGCUGUACUUUUGUUUUUGUUUGCAAAAGCAUUUCACUUUUACGUUGUUGUUUACAUGUUUUUUUUGCCAUGCAAUACAGUUUGAUAAUCUAGAAAAAAACGGUUUCACCAAAGACCCCCCUAUGCCGUCUCUCUGUCCCUUUUGCUUUGACUCAUGAGCUUCCGUGUUCAGGUGGACCCUCGUUCAGCUACACUGUGUCAAGGACGAAUUAUUUGUGCAAAGCAACUUGAGCAAAGCCUCCGAUAAUCUGGACGCAGCCUUGUUGACAAUUCUUCCAUUACUGCAGCUCUUACGGCUGUCACUCCGGUUGAAAACCGAGCCGAUUUCUGUGUCGGUUCAGUCGGGGGCGAUGAGAACUCAUAAUGGGAUGCCCGGGCGCAUGCGGAGAACCGGUCGACUUUUAUAGGGCUCAGGUUUCUGUCACUCUGCAGAACAGCUGAGUGCAGCGGAUAAUGUUCUGCGUCUCGGCCCGGUUGUUCAUACUCCGCAGGUUUUGGAGCGCGUUGGUGUUGAUUCGAAACGCUACCGUCCCCUGGCGUGUACGAUUCAGGGCCUCUCUGCACAACGUCCCACAAAUGUGAUAUUUGGGUGAAUCUCUGGAGAAGAAAAAGCUGAGGUGAUAUUUUAUCCUGAAACUAAGAAUAAUAAUGCAUUUUAUUUUUUAAUAACAUAUUUUUAGCCUUUUUUUGUUGCAUUGUGACAUUUUCCUGACAUUUUAUUAAUAAAACAAAAAUUAAAAUUGUAUACAAUUUUUGUAAAUUGAUAAAAUACAGUGUAUUUAAUAUAUUGUAUUUUUUAAAAGCAUAUAUGCAUGGUAAUAUUUGUUAUACUGAUUUAGCUGAUGUAAAUCGUUCUUGUGAUACAGCAUAAUUUACUGUAUUAUGAGAAAUGCAAAAACUCAUUACAGUAGUGGAGGAAAAUCAGCUUAAUUUUUAAAUAAUAAUGAUUAAAAAAUCUAAAAUAUAAAUAAAUAAAAUAAUGUCACAAUGCAAAAGAAAAAUAGCUUAAAAAAUAUUUUUGUAUUUUAUGCACCACCAGUCAAAAGUUUUUAAAUAGUAAACUUUUUAAUGUUUUUAUUUAAAGUCUCUUCUGCUCACCAAGUCUGCAUUUAUUUGAUCCAAAGUAUAGCAAAGACUGUAAAAUUUUGAAAUAUUUUUAUUAUUUAAAAUAGCUGCUUUCUACUCAAAUGUAUUUUAAAAUGUAAUUUAUUCCUGUGAUUUCAAAGCUGAUUUUUUUUAGCAUCAUUACUCCAAUCACAUGAUCCUUCGGAAAUCAUUCUAAUAUUCUGAUUUGCUGCUCAAAAACAUAAAUUAUUAUUAUUAUGUCGAAAACAGCUGAGUAGAAUUUUUUCAGGUUUCUUUGGUGAAUAGAAAGUUCAGAAGAACAGCAUUUAUCUGAAAUAUAAAUCUUUUGUAACAUUAUAAAUGUCUUUAUCAUCACUUUUGAUCAAUUUAAAGCACCUUGCUAAUUAAAAGUAUUAAUUUAUAUAAUUUUCUUCUAUAAAAAUUAUACUGACUUAAAGCAUUUGAAUAGUAUAAUAUUACAAAAGCUUAUUAUUUCAGAUAAAAGCUGAUCUUUGGAUCUUUCUAUUCAUCAAAGAAUCCUGAAAAAAUGUACUUAGCUGUUUUAAAUAUUGAUAAUAAUAAAAAAAAAAUGUUUUUGAGCAGCAAAUCAGAAUAUUAGAAUGAUUUCUGAAGGAGUAAUGAUGCUAAAAAUUUCAGCUUUGAAAUCACAGGAAUAAAUUACAUUUUAAAACAUUCAAAUAGAAAGCAGUGAUUUUAAAUAGUAAAAAUAUUUCAAAAUGUUACUGUUUUUGCUGUAUCAAAUAAAUGCAGGCUUGGUGAGCAGAAGAGACAUCUUUAAACGAACAUUAAAAAAGUUUUGACUGGUAGUGUAUAAUUUGUCUCUUUGUUUCAGGGUGAAAUGUGACCUAGAUAUAUUUUUUGCAAGAUUCACCCCAUUAGAGCUGAAUGCAGAGGCGAGUAAGACUUGUUCUCAGUUUCCAUCGCUGUUACAAGAUGGAUGAUAUUUUAGUAAAUGUCUAAUUUUUUAAAUUACUUCAAGCAAUCCCAAAACGUUUGGUCUGGUGAUCGAUUGUGACUUCCCUUCCUCCCUGUUGGAGAUGACCUGUGAAUACCUGCGUGUGUGUGUGUGUGUGUGUGUGUGUGUGAGCGAGAGAGACAGAGACGCUCUCGACGAGGGGAAUGCGGACUUGCAUGGCAGUGUUGUAUAGUUGAAGACUGUGGUACUUUGUAAAUAGCCUUAGAAUGUUUUUGCAGAUCAGAAGCGUGGAGAGUGCAAUGAGAAGAUCCUCCUAACAAUGUAUAAUUUUUAAAGCAAAGAAGAAUAUGGUUUUUGUUAUACUUAUCAUUGUUCAUUGUGUUCUUUUUUUUCUUUUUUAAUAAGUGGUAACCAGACGUUACUACCAUAGGAGACUCAUGCGGUGUAGAUAUUUGGUUUUGAUGUUUGUUAGAUCACAAGGAUGAAAACGGCUCAUGUAAUUUAAAGCUUUCAUCUGGAACGAGGAUGGGUUCGCGCGAAAGGGCUCCAGCGGUCGUGAGGAAGCCAACCGUUCGUUACUGCGCAAUAAUCGCUCAUUUACGCAAUAACUUUUCUUGAUUUGAAACGGAUUCGGUUCUGAUUUUAGCAUGCAAAUAAUGCUAGAAAGUGUCAUGCAAAAACUCCAAUUGUAUUGCCCAUUUAUGUGGAAUUUAAUAAGUGAGGUUUUGAUAUGAUUACAGGUGAAAUGCUUUUAUAUGAGCAAGUUCAUACAGUUUUCAGUACGUUUCUUUUCUACAACUUGGCCUUUUUGAACGGGCAUUUUAUGCUAAAGAAAACUUGAUCAUCGAUCACUACAGUAUUAUUUCUUUUGCUUGUUGAAUUUUGCGAAAGAGCCCAAAGUUUCAGGAUUUUCAGCCAUUUGAACUGCUCUUCUCCGGUUGGCGUUUGUCCCUACGUGAAGGCGAGAAUAGAGCGAUGCGGUCUGCUGUUAUAUAAAGAUGUUCAAAGCGGUUUAGACACAUUAAGCAAUACUCACUGUUAAUGUGCAUUUCACAUCUCAUGGAUAUCUAAUGCAGGAAAUCCUCUCAGAUGGCCAUAGUAUAUUUUCUGAUCAGCCGUAAGUAAAUAAUUAUGCACACGUGAGUGGUCACUUGUUCUGUUUGCGUCUGGGGAUGUUAACCACCAAUAACAAUUGUAAAAUGUUUGAUGCAAUGUUGAAAAUCCCUUCUCCUGUUCCUUUUUUAAUCUUUGAGUUCUUGCAAUAGUCAAUCUUUUCACCCGAGAAUAUGUGGAUCGGAAGUGUGUUGACAUGGAAGUUUUACAAUACACUAAUAUGGCUGACUGUUACUUCCUGUUGCUUGUAUGAAUGCUGAAAUCGUUUCCAAACGACUUGAUCCAUCUUUGUUAAUUCUGAAGCAGGAAGUGGACUCAUUGGCACCAACGAGCUGUAACACAUUCAGGUGGAGCAGAACAAAUGUGAAUAAUAUUUGCUGGCAAUAUAAUCAAUGUCCCAAACUUGAAUUUUGUUUUUUUUUUUUUUUAUUAUUUUUCAAUUUGUCAUUUGGGUAACUCGUAUUUAAAGUAAUAAUAUUCUAUAUUUAUACGUUUGCAUGUUCAUUGCGUAUUCAAAAUAAUUCCCAAUAUCCCGGUCACUACAGUAACCUGAAAAGAUUUGAUCAUUUUGACUGCACUACAUUAAUGACACUACAAGAAGUGUUUUUGUCAGCUUGUGGUUUUAUUUUAAAAUAACCAGAAAACUGGAAACAAACUAGAAAAUCUAAAUUCAUAGUUGGACUAAUGUUGAUUUAGGUUUAUGCAGGAGGUUUAUGUACUCAGACUAGUGCUGUCAAACGAUUAAUUGCAUCCAAAAUAAGUUUUUGUUCACAUAUGAGUGCUGGAUAUAUUUAUCAUGUACAUAUACACUGUAAAAAAAAAAAAAAGUUGUAUAACUUAAUAUAGUUUGUUACCCUGCUGACUUAAAAUCUGUAGUUUAGUCAACUUGAAAUUUUAAGUUACUUAAUGUUCAUUUAGGUGACAACUGCAAUAUUUUAGUUGACUGAACUAAAAAUGUUAAGUUUAGUCAAAUUUUAUAUACACACACAUACAUGUAUGUAUUUAAGAAAAAUGUUAUGUUUACAUAUUAAAUAUAUUUAUUUAUUAAUAUAAAUUAUAUGCAUGUAAACAUUUUCAAAAUAUAUAGUGUAUGUGUGUUUCUAUAUAUACAUAUACUAGGGAUGUCACAAUACUCAAUAUAAUAUUGAACCGUUCUGUAUGACAUCCACGGUUCAAUACACGCUUGUGAAUUGCAGUUUUGGAAAUGGAAAUGAGGAAACACUUCCAUGCUUAUAUUUGAAAAAGCAACAAAUGCAGAGCAUCUUCUAAUGACAUGCAAUGAUAAACCUGUUGUCCAACAAAAGAGUCAUAAAAAGUUAUAAAAAACAUUAUAACUUGUUUUUAAUUCACAACAUCAGUCAAGUGUUUGAAAUAACUUCCUUAUGUGAUCUGAUGUGGAUUCUCAUCACAGAAUGAGGCAGACAAUAAAUUCUAUGCUCAUAUUCUAUGUAUGUCGAUUAGCAAUGGCUUAUGAAAAUACAUGAGAUGGCUUGAAGAACACAGAUAAACCAUAUUAUUGCAGACUAUUUAUUCAGUUACAGUAAUAGUGAUGCUUUUAUCCAUAUUAGAGAAGCUGGAACGGAACGUCAUCAGCGCUACGUCUUUGACGCAUAUGUGGAUUUUCUGCACGAGGGCGCCCUCUGGCAUCCAGUAUGAAUGAAACCCAUUCUAUUUUGCGUCAAAAUCCAAAAAAUAAUACUUUUCUCAUAAGAAAAAUGAAGCAGACAUAUACUAAACCACGCUUUUUUCAAGUGUACAGAGGUUUACAGAGUAUUUUGUUAAUUUGUUGCCCAAAAAAACCCACACUGAAGUGGCAAGAUAUCAGAACCGAACUGAAAACCGUGGUUAAAAGCUGAGGUAUGUAUUGAACCGUGGACUAACUGUAUUGUUGCAUCCCUAACAUAUACAUAUAUACAGUACACACAGAUAUAUUGAGUAAACAAACUUUUAUUUUGGAUGCGAUUAAUCGUUUGACAUUGCUGAAUGAGUCUGUUAACUCACGAUUUAUGUGCAAAUCCAGUGUGGAGUAACACUGAAAUGUCUCUUUUGGAAAAAAAAAAAAAAAUAUAUAUAUAUAUAUAUAUAUAUAUAUAUAUAUAUAUAUAUAUAUAGCUUUGGUAUGAAAAUUUGUCAAUAUAUUCGGCACAAAUGCACUGUAAAAAUUUGUUGAUUCAACUUAAAAAAUAAUUUGUUACCCAGCUGCCUUAAAAUGUUUAAGUUUAGUCAACUUAAAGUAACAACUUAGAUAUUGGAGUUGAUUCAGCUUAAAUUUUAAGGCAGCUGGGUAACAAACUCAGCUUUUAAGUUUAACAAACCAAAUUUUUGUUUAGUCAACUCAAAUAUCUAAAUUGUCACUUUUAGUACAUUUUAAGUUCAGUCAAAUCAAAUAAGUUGAAAUGUUAAGGUAGUAAAGAAACAAAUUAUUUUAAGUUGACUCAACAAUUUUAUAUAUUUUUUUUUAAUCCAAUAUGAAAUAUGACCCAUCAGUAUUAACAUUUACAUAUAAAAUACAACCUUUGAGGAAGGUUUAUAUUCUUAACAGCGAAAUAUAUAAAUAAUACACACACACACACACGGCUCACAGUGACCACAGUUUGACACCCGAAUGACGCUCAAGAGACAGAAGAACUGCUUUUAGUUUCAUAUUAUUAUUUCUAAUCCAUAAUGUCCAUCUGUUAUGCACAAUAUUUUUGUGACCUUUUUAGCAGCUAUAUAUUUCCAAUGAGGAUUUCAGACUUGAUAUGUGUUCCUUGAUAUAAAUCAACGCAGUUCUUUUUCAAGAUUUCUGAGAAGUAAAUAUGCGCCUCAACUUGUAUAAUACAGCAGCUUGGUUUGUCGACUGCUUUUCCGCUUUUGCUAUUGGUCAAUGCCAAAGUUAUCCGAAGCCUUGCAUGGGUUGGUGUUUAAUUUUUCCGAGGAAUGUUAUAAUGCUGACACCCUGCUUUGUGUUUCUUACUGAGCCAGUUUUACUGCAGAGAAUUACUGUUAUGAUAAAAAAAAAAUAAAAAAUCCUUCAUACUUAUAACCCCAGUGUUCCCACACACAUCUUCAAA
Labeo rohita (rohu) is the source of this 8881-nucleotide messenger RNA. It is a transcript of the gene cdk16, whose product is annotated as cyclin-dependent kinase 16. Gene Ontology annotation, molecular function: ATP binding; protein kinase activity. The record is from RefSeq and is a predicted model, not a curated record. The transcript is spliced from 17 exons. Gene Ontology annotation, cellular component: nucleus; cytoplasm; synaptic vesicle. Gene Ontology annotation, biological process: neuron projection development; protein phosphorylation; exocytosis. Bases 560 to 2134 code for a protein of 524 amino acids. NCBI's taxonomy places the organism in Eukaryota, Metazoa, Chordata, Actinopteri, Cypriniformes, Cyprinidae.